GAGAAGGUUCCUCCUGUUUCUUCCCCACCCACUCUGGGUCUGCGCUGGCGGAGAUGGACCAUCCAACACCCAAGGUCCUUCUAGCCAGGCCCCGCUGCCCCUCCCUACGAAUGUGGGCUUUGGAGGUCGGCAGCGGGAGGUUCUCAGUGCCACCCUCUAUCAGCAGGAACCCGGCCAUGGUGAACGAACCCAGAGGGGAUGGUGGCCCCACGCCCCGCUCAGAGGGCAGCAGCAGUGGCAGCGAGAGCUCGAAGGACAGUUCGAGAUGUUCCACGCCGGGGCUGGACCCCGAGCGCCACGACAGACUCAGGGAGAAGAUGAGGCGGAGGAUGGAAUCUGGUGACAAGUGGUUCUCCCUAGAAUUCUUCCCUCCUCGGACAGCUCAGGGAGCCGUCAAUCUUAUCUCGAGGUUUGAUCGGAUGGGGGCAGGUGGCCCCCUCUUCAUAGAUGUGACCUGGCACCCAGCAGGGGACCCUGGCUCGGACAAGGAGACCUCCUCCAUGGUGAUCGCCAGCACUGCUGUGAACUACUGUGGCCUGGAGACCAUCCUGCACAUGACCUGCUGCUGCCAGAGCCGGGAACAGAUCACAGGCUAUCUGCACAAGGCCAAGCGGCUGGGCCUGAAGAACAUCUUGGCCUUGAGGGGAGACCCCGUGGGUGACCAGUGGGAAGAGGAGGAAGGAGGCUUCAGCUAUGCUGCAGACUUGGUGAGGCACAUCCGAAGUGAGUUUGGCGACUACUUUGAUGUUUGCGUAGCAGGUUACCCCAAAGGCCACCCCGACGCAGGGAGCUUUGAGGCCGACCUGAAGUACUUGAAGGAGAAGGUAUCCGCAGGAGCCGACUUCAUCAUCACCCAGCUUUUCUUUGAGGCUGACACAUUCUUCCACUUUGUUAAGGCUUGCAGCGAGAUAGGCAUUACCUGCCCCAUCCUCCCCGGAAUCUUUCCUAUUCAGGGUUACCACUCCCUUCGGCAGCUUGUGAAACUAUCCAAGCUGCAGGUGCCGCAGCGGAUCAAGGACGUGAUCGAGCCGAUCAAAGACAAUGACGCGGCCAUCCGCAACUACGGCAUCGAGCAGGCUGUGAGCCUGUGCCAGGAGCUUCUGACCAGUGGCUUGGUGCCAGGCCUCCACUUCUACACCCUCAACCGAGAGGUGGCCACCAUGGAGGUGCUGAAGCGCCUGGGCAUGUGGAUUGAGGACCCCAGGCGUCCACUGCCCUGGGCUAUCAGUGCCCACCCCAAGCGCCGGGAGGAAGAUGUGCGUCCCAUCUUCUGGGCAUCCAGACCGAAGAGUUACAUCUACCGCACCCAGGAGUGGGAUGAGUUCCCCAACGGCCGCUGGGGCAAUUCCUCCUCUCCAGCCUUCGGGGAGCUGAAGGACUACUACCUCUUCUACCUGACGAGCAAGUCCCCGAGGGAGGAGCUGCUGAAGAUGUGGGGGGAGGAGCUGACCAGCGAAGAAAGCGUCUUCGAAGUCUUUGCCUGCUACCUCUCGGGAGAGCCCAACCAGAGUGGCUAUAAGGUGACUUGCCUGCCCUGGAAUGACGAGCCCUUGGCAGCCGAGACCAGCCUGAUGAAGGAGGAGCUGCUGCGAGUGAACCGGCAAGGCAUCCUCACCAUCAAUUCCCAGCCCAACAUCAACGGGAAGCCGUCCUCCGACCCCAUUGUGGGCUGGGGCCCCAGCGGGGGCUAUGUCUUCCAGAAGGCCUACCUGGAGUUUUUCACUUCCCGUGAGACCGUGGGGGCGCUCCUGCAGGUGCUGAAGAAGUAUGAGCUCCGGGUUAAUUACCACAUUGUGGAUGUGAAGGGUGAAAACAUCACCAACGCCCCCGAGCUGCAGCCCAACGCGGUCACUUGGGGCAUCUUCCCCGGGCGAGAAAUCGUCCAGCCUACAGUGGUGGAUCCCGUCAGCUUCAUGUUCUGGAAGGAUGAAGCCUUUGCCCUGUGGAUCGAGCAGUGGGGCAAGCUGUAUGAGGAGGAGUCCCCGUCCCGCAUGAUCAUCCAGUACAUCCACGACAACUACUUCCUGGUCAACCUGGUCGACAACGAGUUUCCGCUGGACAACUGCCUGUGGCAAGUGGUGGAAGACACAUUUGAGCUUCUCAACAGGCCCGGGCCAGAGCAGGAGACGGAGACUCUGUGAUCUGUGCCCUGAUGGCCUUAGCUUGAGGCCACUGGGUCCUGCCGUCCUCCUCCCCGGUCCUGGUUUUCCUGGGGACCCGUCUUCUCCGUUUUCUCCCCGAGCCCUGGCCUCCACCCCUCACACGGUGAUGGCAGCUAGACUGGUGUGGGGCUCGCGGGCUCUGGCUGGACCGGAGUCCGCCCCAUAUCGGAGCCUGGUGUUCGAGGCUCAGCCUGGUGCUCUUUGGUGAGGAGCACCCCCAUCGUGCAGAGGACCGAGAUGGGUGGAACAGCCUCCUCCCUGAGAAGGAGAGGGGAUAGUUGUUGCUGACUGAGCCCUUGAACCAGGGCAGCUCCUGGGAGCCGGCCCUGGGGCUGCCAGUGACCUUGCACUUGGCACCCACCAAGACGGCAAAGUGAACCCGGGUAGCAGGCGCUGGCGGCGCUGCAGAAGAGAUGCAGCAGAGCGAGGGUGCCGCGCCCGUGUCUCGGAAAUGUUGGCUGCUGGGCACUUACCUGCUCGUGCCACCUGCCCUGCCCACCUGCCUGCGUCCCAGGCCUCUGGACAGGCCUGGGCCUGACGUGACAGUGCAGGCAUUCCUUGCCAGCAUCCUGCGAGCCCACUGGGCUUUCACCUUUCUACAAGGCUGCUUUUUGAAAGAGCCGUUUCUAUGUUCUGGGGGCUCCAGACGGAAAGCGUCUCUGAAAGACUAAAGGCAUCUGAACCCUUCUACUUGGUGGAGCCCUUGGCCUUCCCUCCCUUGACUCCCACCCCGGCCUGUAGAGCCAUACCCUGUCCGUUACCGUCAAGGGCAAAGAUAAGGCUCCAUUGAGCAGGA
Molecule: messenger RNA, 2958 nt
Organism: Hyaena hyaena (striped hyena)
Lineage: Eukaryota; Metazoa; Chordata; Mammalia; Carnivora; Hyaenidae
Gene: MTHFR
Product: methylenetetrahydrofolate reductase
Exons: 12
Coding region: 54-2141 (695 amino acids)
Biological process (GO): tetrahydrofolate interconversion
Cellular component (GO): cytosol
Molecular function (GO): FAD binding; methylenetetrahydrofolate reductase [NAD(P)H] activity
Source: RefSeq, a predicted model, not a curated record